CUGCGUUCUGGUAUAUAAAUGAUAGAACCAUAAACUAAUCGCAUACAUCCAUCUACAUGUAUCUACAGUAAAACAGCAACAGUGAGAGACCGCAUAUCUUGAGUUAUACUAUUUGCGUAUAUAUUUAUAUUUAUACUACAAAUACUAAAUAUGGUGGAAGACGAACCCGCUGCCUUGGUAGUGGACAAUGGCUCCGGCAUGUGUAAGGCUGGUUUCGGUGGUGACGACGCUCCUCGAGCAGUCUUCCCGUCCAUCGUUGGAAGGCCACGUCAUCAGAUCGUUAUGUCCGGAAUGGGUCACAAAGACAGCUACGUCGGAGACGAAGCUCAGAGUAAACGUGGAAUUCUGACACUAAAAUAUCCAAUCGAGCACGGUAUCGUAACAAACUGGGACGAUAUGGAAAAGAUUUGGCACCAUACUUUCUACAAUGAGAUGCGAGUCGCCCCAGAAGAACAUCCGGUACUUUUAACGGAAGCGCCACUGAAUCCGAAACAGAACAGAGAAAAAAUGACACAGAUUAUGUUUGAGACAUUCAACGUGCCAGCCAUGUAUGUGAGUAUUCAGGCGGUGUUGUCGUUGUAUGCGUCUGGUCGAACAACUGGUGUUGUAUUUGACAGCGGUGAUGGCGUGAGUCAUAUCGUUCCCAUCUACGAAGGCUAUUCUCUGCCACAUGCUAUCGAGAGACUUGACUUGGCUGGUCGUGAUAUCACCGACUAUUUAGUCAGAAUAUUGUUAGAAAGAGGAUAUUCCUUCAAUACCACAGCUGAGAAAGAAAUCGUUCGUGACAUCAAAGAAAAACUUUGCUACGUCGCUAUGGACUUCGAGCAGGAAAUGCAAAGUGCUGCCAGAAGUUCUGCGUUGGAGAAAAGUUACGAACUACCAGACGGUGCAGUCAUCACCAUUGGCAACGAGAGAUUCCGAGCUCCUGAAAGUCUGUUUCAGCCAGCAUUUCUAGGUAUGGAAAGUGCGGGAAUUCACGAAACACUUUACAACAGUAUCUUGAAAUGUGACAUAGAUAUACGUCGAGAUCUCUAUGGCAACACGGUGUUGUCAGGCGGUAGCAGCAUGUAUCCAGGAAUCGCUGACAGAAUGCAGAAGGAAGUGACGUCCUUAGCACCCAGCACCAUGAAAAUUAAAAUUAUCGCUCCGCCUGAGAGAAAGUAUUCCGUGUGGAUCGGUGGUUCCAUCUUGUCUUCUCUCUCAACCUUCCAACAGAUGUGGGUCAGUAAACAGGAGUACGACGAGUCCGGUCCUGGUAUCAUUCACCGAAAAUGUUUUUAG
Molecule: messenger RNA, 1281 nt
Organism: Saccoglossus kowalevskii
Lineage: Eukaryota; Metazoa; Hemichordata; Enteropneusta; Harrimaniidae
Product: actin, cytoplasmic
Source: RefSeq, a predicted model, not a curated record